AUGAGUUGGCAUCAAUUCUGUGGUGAUGAUCUGUGGCACAAUCCAUUUCCGAGUGGUCUUCCGAAUGUGUCCGUUUGCUUUCAACACACCAUACUAGUAUGGAUUCCAGUUGCUUUCUUUUGGCUUCUUCUACCACUAUUACACGCUCAGGCAGCCCGUAUCGGACGACGAUAUGCCAGCCUACCGUGGAGCCCACACCUGAUACUGAAAAUGGGAUGUGUAACAUAUACUCAUUACGUUCGAAAAAAAUCAGGAAUGGUUUCUUCAGGAAUUCUCCAUGUAUCAGCUAUUUUCUUUGCCGUUUGUGGUGGGCCACAGUUCUACCAGAACCUCAGACAAGGGAUUAAUCAAGGCUCCAUUGAACUCAACAGCUCAUUCCUCAGCCGCCUUACUUUAUGGUGGUUUAAUCCGGUCCCCUGGAAAGGCGCCCGUAAAACGCUGGAACCUCAAAAUCUUUUUGAACUGAACGAAGGUAGUAAAGCAGAAUACCUAAGCAACCAAUGGGAAAAGCACUGGAGCCGUAGAAUGGAAGAUUACCGCCUUAGAAAGAAGCUAUACAAGGAGUCUCACGGAAAAGAAAAGGAGCCCAGCUAUCCUUCCGUUGUUGGGUGCCUGUUCCGCAUUUUCCGAUGGGAAUUCCUCACGGCUACAGCUCUCAAAACAAUCAGCGAUACCUUACAGUUUGCUAAUCCAUUUUUCUUACAGUAUGUCUACAGUACUUAA
Molecule: messenger RNA, 723 nt
Organism: Cooperia oncophora
Lineage: Eukaryota; Metazoa; Nematoda; Chromadorea; Rhabditida; Trichostrongylidae
Source: the annotation of a GenBank genome assembly